Molecule: messenger RNA, 2052 nt
Organism: Geodia barretti
Lineage: Eukaryota; Metazoa; Porifera; Demospongiae; Tetractinellida; Geodiidae
Source: the annotation of a GenBank genome assembly
AUGAGUAGUCGUAUCUUCAAGCGCGUGUCCGGGUUGCUGGUGGUGGUUUCCUUGCUCAUGCUGAUGAUCGGCGGCGCGCAGGCGUUCCCGGUGCGGGAUGAAGCGCUGGCGCGGCCGGCCGGCGAAGAAUGGCUGCACGUCCACGGCGACUGGCAAGCCACCCGGCACAGCACGCUCACACAGAUCAAUACGAGCAACGUUCAAGACCUCAACGUGGCCUGGGCGCUCGCCCUCGGCGGCGUUACCGGCCUGCAGUCCAAUCCCAUCUACCACGACGGCCUGUUGUACAUCCCGCUGGACAACAAAGUGCAUGCGAUUGACGCCCGCACUGGCGCUCGGGUGUGGAAAUUCGAGCACGAAUUGCCCGAGGACUGGGGCCACUGGCAGUUCAACGACUUCCUGACCAACAAGCACCGCAGCGUGGCGAUCUACCAGGACAAGAUCUACUUCCUUUCCAACGACAACGUCCUGCACGCACUCCAUUACAAGACCGGCGAGUCGAUGUUCGCCAAGCAGAUACGGGAAUACCCGCGCACCUACGAAUCAUCGGACGACGCCGGCGGCUACCUGACCACCGUAGGCCCUCUGGUGAUUCCGGGCCAGGUCCUUCUGCCCAUGAACGCUUCCGACAUGGGCGGCAAGCCCGGCUUUGUGGACUCCGUUGACCCGGAGACCGGCGAGUUGUUGUGGUCGGCGAACAUGAUUCCCGGACCCGGCGAGCCGGGCUACGAUAGCUGGCCGGGAAACAGCCGGGAUUACGGCGGCGCCGGCCCGUGGAUUACCGGCAGUUGGGACCCCGAUCUGAAGAUGUACUACACCGGCACGGCAAAUGCCUAUCCGUACACCCCGCACAGCGAACGGCAAGGCCGCGGCGGCGGUGACUACGAGAACGUCGGGGCCGCCGCCGUGGUGGCCGUCGACACGGAAACCGGCAAGGUCGCGUGGCGCUACACCGUGGUGCCGGGCGAUCCCUACGAUUACGACACCAUGCAGGUGCCCUUGGUUCUUACGAUCGACGGACGCAAGACCGUGGUGCAACCCAACAAGACCGGAUUUAUUAGCUAUCUGGAUGCCGCGACCGGCGAGUUCCUGAAAGCGACGCCGUUUUCGGACCGCAUCACCUGGGCGUCGGGUUUCACCGAUGAUGGCAAGCCCGUCUGGACCCAGACCAUCCCUCAGGAAGGCGAGGAUCCGGUGGAGGUGUGGCCCAGCCUGCUGGGCGGCGUGAACAUGUACCCGCCGGCAUACAACCCGCAGACCGGCAUGAUUUAUUUGUCGGCGCGUGAGAUGGGCAUGCUGUGGGGUUUCGAGAAGGUGCAGACGACGAGCAACGUGCAACUCGUUGGCGCAACGUUUGAACUGCCGCCCGGCGGCUAUGAGCUGAACAAGGCGGUGAACGCCGCAACCGGACAGGAAACCUGGCGCGACCAGAAAUCCAAGGACGGUUACUCCGGCGGCAUGCUGAGCACUGCCGGCGGUUUGGUCAUGUACGGCGGCGCGGGCGGUAUCGUGCACGCCGUGGACGCCAGCACCGGAGAAAUCCUCUGGACCUUCAGCGCCGGUGUCACCUUCAAAGCGGCGCCGAUCACCUACAUGCUCGACGGCAAGCAGUACGUCACCAUCGCCGGCGGCGGCAUGCCGACGUUUGGCUCGGCACCCGACGAUCAUCCCCUUGAACAUGGCAGCAUCAUGUUCACCUUCCUUCUGACGACGGGCUCACAAGACGCGCUGGCGGCUGUGAAGGUCGCGUCUUCCAAUCCGUUGUCAGGCGACGAGAGCGCCAUCCAGGAUGGCAAAACGCUCUACCGCGCCGUUUGUGUGGUUUGCCACGGCAUGAGAGCCAACGGCAGAGGGCGGGGCAUUGCCGGGGCCUCGAAUUUGCAGAAGUUCAAGCGCGGCUACGGCCUUUACGUGCAGAUCAUCAAGAAGGGCAAGAAAAAGAUGCCGCCCUACGGCGGCGGUAGGGUGUUGAGCGAUGAGGAGAUUGACCAGAUUGGAGCGUAUCUGGAAACCCUGGCGGUCAGAGGGGCGGUGUGGCUUGAUCCUGAGUGA